Molecule: messenger RNA, 2034 nt
Organism: Aspergillus mulundensis
Lineage: Eukaryota; Fungi; Ascomycota; Eurotiomycetes; Eurotiales; Aspergillaceae
Product: sugar porter family MFS transporter
Exons: 4
Coding region: 1-2034 (677 amino acids)
Biological process (GO): transmembrane transport
Cellular component (GO): membrane
Molecular function (GO): myo-inositol:proton symporter activity
Source: RefSeq, a predicted model, not a curated record
AUGGACCGCAACAACUCUUCGGGCAGCAGCCACGAUGCUGGAGAGUCCAGCUUCGAUCAUAGAGAGAAGCCUAGGACCCACCACAUCUAUGAUGUGGAAGGCCAGGACCGCAGCAAGCUGAAUGCUAUCUUUGAGAACCCUCUUGCCGGUGUCCCCCGAGAUGAGCUCUUUGAUGACGUCGAUCGGUUCUGUCAGAGAUAUGGACUGACGGAGCACAAAGAGCUCUUUCGUAAGGGUGCCCUUGUAUCCCAGAACCCUGCAGUGGCCGAGACCUUGCCCGACUUGACGGAGGAUGAACGUCAAGCUCUGCGCCGCGAGACAACCCACAAGUGGUCGCAGCCAUGGCAGCUCUACUUCAUGGCCACGAUGUGCUCCAUGGCCGCCGCCGUGCAGGGAAUGGACGAGACCGCCAACAACGGCGCCGUCGUUAUCUAUCCUAAGCUCCUCGGCAUUGAAUCUGACCGUUUCUCGCCAAUGAUGCAAGACUAUAUCACUGGCCUUGUUGUCGGCGCCCCCUAUCUGGCUUGCGCCAUUGUCGGCUGCUGGCUAACUGAACCACUGAACCGAGUCUUCGCACGACGAGGAACCAUCUUCAUCUCUUGUGUUGUUGCUGCUGUUGCAUCAAUCUGGGAAGGUGUUGCCAACUCCUGGGUCAACCUGUUCCUUGCUCGCUUCGUCCUCGGUCUUGGUAUUGGCUCCAAAUCCUCCACGGUCCCAGUGUACGCCGCCGAGUGUGCCCCUGCACCUAUCCGUGGAGCAUUGGUCAUGCAGUGGCAAAUGUGGACCGCCUUUGGUAUCAUGCUUGGCAACAUCAUGGGCGUGGCCUUUAUGAACCUGGAGGAAGACCUCAGCUGGCGCCUUAUGCUCGGCAGCACGGUCGUUCUUCCAAUCUUCGUCUGUGCUCAGGUGUAUUUCUGCCCCGAAUCACCCCGUUGGCUUAUUGAGCACAACAAGAUCCCCAAGGCAUUCCGGUCCUUCCAGACCCUGCGCAACACCGACCUCCAGGCCGCACGCGAUCUCUACUAUGCCUACAUUGGUGUUGAACUCGAGCGUAAGGUCAACAAAGGCAAGAACUUCUUCACCAUGUUUCUGGAGCUCUUUACAAUCCCGCGUAACCGGCGCGCUACUUUAGCCAGUUGGAUUGUCAUGUUUCUGCAACAGUUCUGCGGCGUCAAUGUGAUUGCUUACUACUCCACUACCAUAUUCAUGGAAUCGGGAUACAGUGUUCAGGAUGCCCUACUUGCGUCAAUGGGCACUGGUAUCCUGAACUGGGUAUUUGCUAUCCCGGCCUUCCUAACAAUCGACACUUGGGGUCGGCGCAACCUUUUGCUCUUCACGUUUCCAUUUCUCGCGAUAUGUCUCUUGUGGAGCGGCUUUUCCUUUUGGAUCGAAGAAGACGUCGUCGAAAGUCGGAAACGAGUGGCAAUGGUUACCACUGGCAUGUAUCUCUUCGAAGUCUUCUACUCGCCUGGCGAGGGUCCAGUGCCCUUCACGUAUUCGGCCGAAGCGUUCCCGCUGCACGUCCGAGAAGUCGGUAUGUCUUGGGCGACAGCGACCACAUGGUGUUUCAACUUCAUCCUGUCGUUUACCUGGCCUAUGCUCCUAAGGGCCUUCAAGCCGCAGGGUGCUUUUGGCUGGUAUGCGGCUUGGUGUCUGAUUGGAUGGUGGCUUGUUCUGCUGUUUGUUCCGGAGACGAAAGGUAACCUUCUCCCCAGUCUAACCCGCUCCUUCGCUAACCAGAUUACCAUAGAACUCACCCUCGAAGAACUCGACCGCGUCUUCUCCGUCAAAACGCGCCAUCACGCCGCGUACCAACUAAGGAACGCCAUCUGGCAUUUCCGCACCUGGGUGCUUCGGCAAAGACUUGAGCCGAUGCCCAAGUUGUAUGUGGUGGCGGACUCGCCUACCACACCGUCACCACCGGAAUUUAGGGCAGGCGCGGAUGUGGAGCCGAAGAUGCGCACUGAGAAUGUGGAGAAUGUGACACCGACGGAGACAAAGAGGGAGUAUGGAGCGGGGCCGUUGAGGCUGUAA